Rana temporaria (common frog) is the source of this 2040-nucleotide messenger RNA. RefSeq names its product tubulin folding cofactor C (gene TBCC). Gene Ontology annotation, cellular component: cytoplasm. Bases 69 to 1019 code for a protein of 316 amino acids. Gene Ontology annotation, biological process: tubulin complex assembly; post-chaperonin tubulin folding pathway. Gene Ontology annotation, molecular function: tubulin binding. Lineage: Eukaryota; Metazoa; Chordata; Amphibia; Anura; Ranidae. The record is from RefSeq and is a predicted model, not a curated record. The transcript has a single exon.
AGGAGCGCAGGCGCCGUGUCGAGUCACCUGACGUCAUCGAGAAGCGCGGUGGUUACUCAGCUGUCACUAUGGAAGCGGAGAAGUCUCGUGUACCGGAGCGGUUACAGCGGAGGGAUGAGGAGCGGCUGCGGGAGGUGGGGAAGAAGCGGCAGGAGAAGGAGGAGCAGACCGUGGUGGAGGAGAAGAGCGGCUACUUCAACGCCAGUUUCGGGCAGGAGCGGGCGGCCAUAGAGGAGGCUCUGGGUGGGGAAGGGGGGCCUGAGCUGCUGGAGGAGGCCGCCGGGCGGAUUCAGGGGCUGCAGAAGAUGCUGAAUGACAGUAUCAUGUUCCUUCCUUCCUAUGACACCCGGCAGGCCCAGGAGCAGCUCACCCGCCUGCAGAGCGCCCUGGACGCCCGCCGCCAGCAGAUCCAACCCACCAAGAAAUUCACCUUCAAGACCCGGAGGAAGGAAGGUGUGCCCACCGCCGUCGUCCAACCCAGCGCCCCGGUCCCGCCUAAGGAGGUCGCCGUCCAGCCGGCAGCUCAGUGCGGCUUCCAGGGUCUCUCCGGCCAGGUGCUGUUCUUGGGCGCCCAGGAGAUCCGCCAGCAGGACGUCCAGCUCAGCCAACUGCGGGAUUGUACCAUCACCCUGAGCGGAAACCCCUCCACCCUGCACAUGAGGGAGCUGAGCGGGUGUCGGGUGCUGAGCGGACCCGUCUCCACCUCCAUCUUCGUAGACAAUUGCCACGACUGCCUAUUCACCUUCCCCUGCCAGCAGCUGCGCACCCAUUCCACUCGGGACUGCCGCUUCUACCUGCAUGUUACCAGCCGGGCCAUCAUCGAGGACUGCUCCAAUCUUCUCUUCGCCCCCUUCACCUGGAGCUACCCGGAGAUCCUGGAAGACUACCGGCUGUCCGGGCUCGACAGGAACCGCAACAACUGGGACCAGGUGGAUGACUUCAACUGGUUGGCUAUGGGGGAAAAGUCUCCAAACUGGAGCGUGAUCCCGGAGGAGGAGAGAGUCACCCACUGGAACUGAAAUCCCAUACCGAGCUGUGUUUACUGAGGUGCCUCGGCUGAGCUUUACUUGCAUAGAAAUCGAUAAACCAUAAAGAAUUCAAUCAGAACUGAGCUGGAUACUGAGGAGGACGGCAUGGAUCUCCUGAUAGAUACCUUCAUUUACAGCUACUCUGGGGUCUUGCAGAUCUUCUGUGGACCUGUUUACCCGGCGCUAUUUUAGGACCCUGCAGAACUUUUAAUUGAUCCUUUCACCUGGAGUUACUUCAGAGACCUGAAGAUCUUCUAUAGGCUCCCUGCACCUGAAGCUACUCUAGGGUCCUGAAGAUCUUCUUCUAUAUGGGAGCUACUCCUGGGGUCCUGCAGAUCUUCUAUGGGCUCCCUGCACCUGGAGCUACUCUAGGGUCAUGAAGAUCUUCUAUAUGGGCUCCCUACACCUGGAGCUACUCCUGGGGUCCUGCAGAUCAUCUUCUAUGAGCUCCCUGCACCUGAAGCAACUUUGGAGUCCUGCAGAUCUUUUAUGGGCUGCCUCCACCAAGAGCUACUCUGGGGUCCUGCUGAUCUUUUGUGGGCCUUUUUCACCUGGAGCUACUAUAGGACUUUGCAGAACUUUUGUUGGAUCCAUUCAUCUGAAGCUACUUGCGGGACCUGCAGAUCUGCUAUUGGCUCCCUCUGCCGAGAGCCACUCUGCGGCCCCAUAGAUCUUUUGUUAGCUUUCUUCGAUUUGUAGAUACUGUGGGGUCCUAUUGAUCUUCUACUAAAAAAAAAAAAUGUAUAGGGAAGGGGUGCUUCUAAAGAUUGGUACACACUAUUUGAAUUGAAUCGCUAUGUGGGUGGACCUGUCAGACACCUUUUACCCAACAUCCCUCCACUGAAAAUAUCCAAAGAGCCAGGGAAGAAAACUGUCAGGCAAACUGCGGCUCCAAUCAGAUGCAGCCACCGUUCAGGUAUUCUGACGGGUGCUGGCUGAAGCUGUCAUAAUACAAUAGCCACAGCUGGAUAUUCCUCCAUCUACUCUGUACCUCAUGGAUGUUUUUUUUUUU